GAAACUUGUUCUGAAUCGAUUCGUCCGAUUCGGUCCAGCCAAACGUAUAACAUGGUGUAAGGCAACCGCGAAGUAAGAGAAUAUAUCAUGAAAGAACUAGUACCAUGGUUAAAUGUCCGUGUUCGAUAACGAUACUGAACGAUACAAACAAACAAAUCAUUUCUCGAAUUGCUUAGUGAGGUUAGGUUUCGCGUCAUUGGCGUUGCUUCGUCGGAGAAUUCUUUUCAAACGAACAUUACAUCCACUUUUAAGGAUAGGUGAACAAUCUAACGUUACAUGUAGUUGUGAUAUGUUGAGAGAAAAUUCAAGGGCUCAUGUAAAAGUUUAUAUGGUGGCCUAUGUAUGCUUUAGUUGGUGUGUGUGCGUGCUUUUAUAUUUGAAGUAAUUUUGGGCAAACGUACAACGACCAUGGCAAAUUUAAAUGAUGAAAAACUUAAAAUGAUGGAGGAUGAGAUGAACAGGUUUGAAGCAGAAAUAGCUCUUCCUGUUCUUCCUCCACCUCCACCUCCCCCAAAUGUGUCAGCAACAACACCUCCGCCCCCACGACCAGUAAUAGGUUCUAAUACCUACAAUCAGGUUCAACGUCGCUUAGAGGAACAACAGACCGUUUUAGUCCCAGACUUUUCUGGUAGCGCAGGAGGUGGGCCUCCUCCAAUGGGUUUCCAGCCAUCUGUGAUGCCUCCCGUUGCAUUUACUGGAAUUCCUCCACCUCCUCCUCCACCACCUCCUUUGUUGAUUCCUCAUCAAGUACAGAGGGUGCCACCAGCACGACAUCCUCCUCCACCUCCUCCUGCUUUUCUACGAGGGCCACCUCCGCCACUGAGAGCUGUGGCCCCCACUGCUCCACCAGCUGGAACAUUUGUAGGUGCAACUCCGCUUCCAACCAACCUUGAGUCACCAACUGGGCCUCCACAACCGUCUGCACCUGUACAAAACGUCCCUACAGUAUUGAGUGCUACCCCUAAAAUAUAUGUUUCAAAGCCCAGUGGAAAGACCCCAACAGAUAUUAAUUCACUGAGUCGAACAGAAGAUGAUUCUUCCGAAAGGAAAAAGAAAUUUAAAAAGUUGGGAGAUAAACCAGAUCCCUCUGAGAGCUUAGGAGUGUGGGGAGCACGAGAGAUGGCAGAGAGAGUCCGCGCUAGUACCAUAGUAACUACGAUUGGACCCGACCCUGCAACGUCAAGUGCUCCAGCAGGGCGGAAAAAAGAUAAGAAACCAAAAAAACAUGUUCGCACUGCAGGAGGACAGACUUGGGAAGAUUCAUCAUUAGCUGAGUGGGAUGAAGAUGAUUUUCGAAUCUUUUGUGGAGAUCUAGGUAAUGAUGUUACGGAUGAAAUUCUAACUAGAGCUUUCAGUAAAUACAGCUCAUUUCAGCGUGCAAAAGUAGUUCGUGAUAAACGAACAAAUAAGACUAAAGGAUUUGGCUUUGUUAGCUUUAAAGAUCCUCAGGAUUUCAUAAAAGCUAUGAAGGAAAUGAAUGGUCGUUAUGUUGGAAGUCGUCCUAUCAAGUUAAGGAAGAGUACCUGGAAAGCACGAAAUUUAGACACUGUUCGAAGGAAAGAGAAAGAAAAAGCUGCUCUAGUGGGUCUUCUUUUAGGCCAACGUUGAAAUAUUGAUCUUGGUUGCACAUAGAUACUGAAAAUAUUUAUUAUCUUGUGUAGUAUCCACGAAAAUUUGUUGGAAGAAAUCAAAAGAAUGAUGUCAACUGAAGAAAUGCAAGGUCAUGAGUAAUUUUUUCCAAUGAUACCUGAACAUUUUAUCUGAAGCAAAUUUAUUGAAGAAAGCUGUUCGUUCCAAGGAACCCAAGCUAUUUCUAAAAUAUUUCUCUACCAACAAGAACGCUGUAUUCAUCAGUGAAAGCAAAUAUCUUGUAUUAUAUAGUAAUUAAUGGUUUUUACAAUUGUAUUGUGAAUCUUCAUUAAAAAAUAUGUUAUUUUGUUUCAGAUGUUUUUAUUUGUGUACAUUUGUUUUAAAUAUGUUUAUCAAAUGAAUUUGAUGUGUGAGGUUGAUAAUAUUGAUUUACAUGCAAUAGUCUGCAUUAGUACUGUUCAAAAUCAAAUAAACAAAAAAAAUCU
Messenger RNA from Gryllus bimaculatus (two-spotted cricket), 2075 nucleotides. The record is from the annotation of a GenBank genome assembly. Lineage: Eukaryota; Metazoa; Arthropoda; Insecta; Orthoptera; Gryllidae.